Messenger RNA from Paramisgurnus dabryanus, 4125 nucleotides. RefSeq names its product solute carrier family 6 member 1b (gene slc6a1b). Gene Ontology annotation, biological process: amino acid transport; neurotransmitter transport; nitrogen compound transport. NCBI's taxonomy places the organism in Eukaryota, Metazoa, Chordata, Actinopteri, Cypriniformes, Cobitidae. Gene Ontology annotation, molecular function: gamma-aminobutyric acid:sodium:chloride symporter activity. The record is from RefSeq and is a predicted model, not a curated record. Gene Ontology annotation, cellular component: cell surface; axon; plasma membrane.
UCAGUGUCUGGGAUCUCAGUGGUGGAGAUGUUGUGUUCGGGGAGGCUGGACUUUAAGCUGACAUUGAGAUUGAGGAACAUUGCUGGACGCACAUGGUAAACGGAGCUGCUCGUGUCUCUUUCCCCCUUCAGCACCACGGCUUUGGACAGCACCAGGCAUUCAGACCCUCCUUCACCUUUACCCUCAGGAUAGCUCUUUACUUCACUUGACUUUAUGGAAACAUUUUGCACUGGUUUGGACAAGUAAAUUUACAAGUGUUCAUCUUGGAGCGGAACCAACGGAUACACCGUCACAACCGUUCUGGCAGGAUAAACUAUUCCAUUGUCAUUUGUCAAGGGUCGUUUGCCUCUAGUAUUUGGUUAACCGAACCGCGAAGCUGCUGUCUACGUGGACCGGUGCUGAUCUCUCUCGUCCGACCGCAAGGACCAAACCCAGAGACAUGGCCACGAACGGCACGAAAGCCUCCGAUGGACACGUUUUAACAGAGGUCAACGAAGCGCCCACUGCAAACGACAAACCAAAAACUCUAGUGGUUAAAGUUCAGAAGAAGGAGAUUCCUGAAAGAGAAACAUGGAAGGGAAAAUUUGACUUUCUUCUGUCUUGUGUUGGCUAUGCCAUUGGACUUGGCAAUGUCUGGAGAUUUCCUUAUCUGUGCGGGAAAAACGGAGGAGGGGCCUUCUUGAUUCCUUACUUUUUGACCCUUAUAUUUGCCGGGGUCCCAUUGUUUCUUCUGGAAACUUCUCUCGGUCAAUACACGUCUAUUGGUGGUCUUGGAGUUUGGAAACUUGCUCCUAUGUUCAAAGGUGUUGGCCUGGCAGCAGCAGUCCUGUCUUUCUGGCUUAACAUUUACUACAUUGUCAUAAUUGCUUGGGCUAUUUACUAUCUCUAUAACUCACUCACUACAGAGCUCCCCUGGAAAUCUUGCGACAACCCUUGGAAUACAGACAAAUGUUUCUCAAACUACAGCACGGCAAACAUCGCCAAUAUGACAAGCGCCGUCGUGGAGUUCUGGGAACGUAACGUUCAUCAGAUGACCGAUGGUUUGGAAAAACCAGGAGAGAUAAGAUUGCCACUGGCAAUAACACUGGCUAUUGCCUGGGUUCUGGUCUAUUUUUGUAUCUGGAAGGGUGUAGGUUGGACUGGGAAGGUUGUGUAUUUCUCGGCCACAUACCCGUACUUCAUGCUAUUUAUUCUGUUCAUUCGUGGAGUUACACUGCCAGGAGCGAAAGAGGGCAUUUUGUUCUAUGUCACGCCUGAGUUCAGCAAACUAAAAGAAUCAGAGGUGUGGCUUGACGCAGCCACUCAGAUCUUCUUCUCGUACGGUUUGGGCCUGGGCUCUCUCAUCGCCCUCGGGAGCUACAACCCCUUCAACAAUAACGUUUACAAGGACUCAAUCAUCGUCUGCUGCAUCAAUUCUUUCACCAGUAUGUUCGCUGGAUUUGUCAUUUUCUCUAUCGUAGGGUUCAUGGCCCACAUCACAAAGCGGCCCAUAGCAGAUGUGGCUGCCUCAGGGCCAGGGCUGGCGUUCUUGGCCUACCCAGAGGCAGUCACACAGUUGCCCGUCUCACCACUUUGGGCAAUUUUGUUUUUCUCAAUGUUGCUUAUGCUUGGCAUUGACAGUCAGUUCUGUACUGUGGAAGGCUUUAUCACGGCUCUGGUGGAUGAGUUCCCCCGCUUGCUGCGAGGAAGACGAGAGAUCUUCAUCGCCAUUGUCUGCUUUGUGUCUUAUGUGAUUGGCCUGUCAAACAUCACACAGGGUGGCCUAUAUGUGUUCAAACUGUUUGACUACUAUUCUGCAAGUGGAAUGUGUCUGCUGUUCCUGGUGUUCUUCGAAUGCGUCUCAAUAUCCUGGUUCUAUGGCGUCAAUAAGUUCUACGGCAACAUUGAGGAGAUGAUUGGCUACAAGCCCUGCAUUUGGUGGAAACUCUGCUGGGUUGCGUUUACCCCUUUGAUUGUGGCGGGCGUCUUUCUUUUCAGCGCUGUUCAAAUGGUGCCACUGACAAUGAAUAAUUAUGUGUUCCCAAAGUGGGGACAGGGUGUUGGGUGGUGCAUGGCCCUCUCAUCCAUGGUUCUCAUCCCGGGAUACAUGGUCUACAUGUUCCUUACUCUGAAGGGCUCAUACAAAGAGCGCCUUCGGAUAAUGAUUCAACCCACAGUGGUUGUUCGAACUCAAGAGAACGGGCCCGAACAGCAGGCUGAAAACCCCACCCCAGCCAACGACGAGGCCUACAUCUAACCGUCAAUCUCCUUCAUCAAUAAAGGUCAACUUUCAGUGAGGGAACAAAAGCGUAAUCAUGGUUGAACACAACCAAGGACUUCCACGUCUAAAAUAUAAUCACCUACCUCCACGGGAACAACAACCUGAUUACAGUUUGAUUUCUUUGUUUUUUGGAACAUACAUAGGCUCCAAAAAAAUCUAUCCAGCAAUGUUUUAGGGUUAAUCUGUAUUUUAUAUGCAAGAUUGUAGUCUUUCUAAACAAAAAACGAACAAAAAAAGGUCAAAGUAUAACCACAGGAUUACUUAAAUUAAACAAUAGUUUGACAAUUGGCGUCCCAGUGUAAUUCCAACACCACUGUGUUCAUUUACAAUGACGUGUAAUUAAUGUAUUAAAAUAUAAAAAUACAAUUGUAGGUUAGAAUCGAAUUGUAUUUAAUUGUACCUGAAAUAUAUAUGUAUAAAUAUAAAAACAGGGAGAGAGAGACUAUGGGAGUGUGCAACAGGGCAAGAUUAAGACCUUGUGACUACGUCAAGGUUAUGUAGUCAGACAACAUUUUUCAAAAAUCUUUAGUAUCAAAGACCACUCACCCCCACCCUUCAGCCUUUGGGCAAACCUGAAAAGCACAAGAUCAGUAUGGAUUUGGGUUUACAAAUGCUCCAGGCAGCGAUGAAUUACCAGCCAUGGGGCAAAUUGACACAAAAAAGACUGUUAGUUUUUUUCCUUCAUUUUCUAAGACGAAAAAUAUCUUUGUAUGUGUUUUUUUAGAAUUAUUUUAGUACAUGUUUUCUACGUGAGAGUAAGAAGGACCAAAUUCAUGUUUUUGUGCAAGUAUGCUACUGACAGAUCUGAAACACUGUUUUUUUGUUGCUUCUGUCUCACCACAUCACUGCAAAGCACAGGGUACGAAAAGUCAUUUUUCGGGGCAGAUGUACCCUGUGAAACCACUGUUAACCUUGCUCACCACAUUUGCUUGCCACUCCUCAGGAAAAAUUGCGAAAGUGACCAAAAUUUACUCUCCUGGAUCAAAAAAAGAUUAUAGCUGUGAGAAGCCUUCGGCAAAUAAUGAGUACAGAGCAGAAGCUAUAGUCUGUUGCCAUGGUUUCAAGGGUCAUUUUGUCAGACGUCAUUGACAACCAGCAUGUAGUGUCAAAAAUUGGCAUGCCGUUGUUUUAAAUGAAAUACAAAGUAUGGGAUUUUUUACAUACAUUGAAUAGUGGGGCAAUAAUUAAUUUUUAAGAAAAGUUUAAAUAUAUAAAGGGUUAUAUAUAACAGAGAGAGAGAGAGAGAUGUGACUAUUUUUAUUUCCCUUUUUAAAAUGUCACCAGUAAAAAGCACAAAGCUUUAAAAUCACAAGCAACAAAGGAUGAAUCUGAGAAAAAGACCAGGUUAGUUUGCGUCUAUGGCAGCUAUAUGUGACAGGGAUAUGGAUCCAUUGGUCAGUUUCUUCUCUGCAAGACGUCUGAUGAAAAUGUGCAAUCAAUAAGCGUUUUCGUGAAAUUGUAUAAAUUUAAACAUCAGAUUUCUCUCUGAAACAAUGUUGUAAAACUGUACCGUGUAAAAGUAUCUGUGAAUGUCUGUUUUGAGGAUUUUGUCUUGUUGAAGAAUCUUAUAUUAUUUACUGUUUACUGCAAUAAUGCAUCGAUCUCAGAAACUAAAGCACAUAUCUUUCCGAAAUGUAAAAAGAGUAGUAAUAAUAACAAAUGAGUAACAAUAAUGAAAGAUUAUAAGAGAUUAGAAAAUAUGUCUAGUCAAACAAGAUAUUGUUUUGUAUAUUUCUAACUGUUUGAGCCUAAUGUAAAAUAUUCUAUGUAAAAAAUAUAUAAUAAAUGUCUUUAGAUGGUGUUAUAUAAAAGCAUGAUUGCCAUAUGUUAAAGGAUAAAAAUAAAGUAUUAUAGAUUAUAAUGUG